Messenger RNA from Hypanus sabinus (Atlantic stingray), 5518 nucleotides. RefSeq names its product zinc transporter ZIP3-like. NCBI's taxonomy places the organism in Eukaryota, Metazoa, Chordata, Chondrichthyes, Myliobatiformes, Dasyatidae. The coding region runs from base 556 to 1503 and encodes 315 amino acids. Gene Ontology annotation, molecular function: zinc ion transmembrane transporter activity. The transcript is spliced from 3 exons. Gene Ontology annotation, biological process: zinc ion transmembrane transport. The record is from RefSeq and is a predicted model, not a curated record. Gene Ontology annotation, cellular component: plasma membrane.
UUUGAUAGUACACAUAUGAGAUGAAGAAUGAGGGUGUCUGAAGUAUAAAUUAUUGAAAGACAUUUUGGAGUCAGCAAGGGUUAUCUCUGAUAUUUAAACAUCUUACCCACUGAAAAUAUGGCAUCUAGAUGCCUGUCAUUCCAGUUACUGUGCUAUGUAUGUCCAUUUGAUAAUAAGAAUUAAUGUAAGUGGAAUGGCGAGAUGUGCAAUUUAUAUGCUACUGAUUCUCCAGAAGUUAUUAUGGAAUAGAAAUCAGCAAUUUAUUUUGCACUUUGCACUCUAUUUACUUGAAAUCACAAGGCAAGUUUGGAAGUUGGUGGAAAACCAGCAGUGAGAUCCCUAAAACAGUUUCCAGUUGGAAUGAAAUUGGAAACAUUGUCACACCACUGGAGAGGAUCCUUAAUACAAUUGUGUUGUCCUUGUGACGAAAGAAAAGAUGGCUGAAAACAGCAGACAACAGCAUAGCUAAAACAUUAAAAAAAAACAAAGUCAACAAUCUUUACUGUGUGGCUGAAUUCACUCUGUGAGCAAAGGGCUCACUGCUUGUGUUCAACGAUGAAUGUUUUGGUAAUUAAGCUUCUCUGCAUGGUUGUGGUCUUCAUCCUGAUGAUGUUGGGUUCCUUGAUUCCUGUUCGGAUCAUACAAGCCAACCAUGAGAAAAUGCACAAGUCCAGGAGGCUGCUGUCAGUCUGCAGUUCCUUUGGUGGUGGAGUCUUUCUGGCAACCUGCUUUAAUGCUUUGCUGCCGGUUGUGAGGGAAAAGGUUCAAGAGCUUCUUUCAAUCGGAAAAAUAUCAACUGACUACCCACUAAGUGAGACGACAAUGAUGCUGGGUUUCUUCUUGACUAUCUUUAUCGAACAGUUGAUUCUGACAUUUCGAAAGGAGAGGCCAUCAUACAUAGACUUGGAGAUGUUCAAUGCCGGAUCUGAGGGGGGCAGUGAUUCCGAGCAUGAGAGCCCCUUCAUUUCAUCAGGACGAGGUCAAAGCAACUUCUAUAGGCACAGAUCCCAUUCACAUUGCCAUUCAUUGAAUGUGUCCGAGGUGUCCCAUUCUAGCCCUUUGCGCUUGCUCAGCCUGGUAUUUGCUCUGUCUGCACACUCUGUAUUUGAGGGUUUGGCACUGGGUCUGCAAGAAAAAGCGGCAAAAGUGAUCAACCUGUUUAUUGGAGUGGCAGUGCAUGAGACACUAGCUGCUGUGGCGUUGGGAGUGAGCAUGGCGAAAGGAGCACUGCCGAUGAAAGACGCCCUGAAGCUAGCUCUGAUGGUUAGUGCAAUGAUACCAACCGGGAUAGGCAUUGGGAUGGGCAUCCAGAGUGCCAACAGCCUGGGUAGCCACAUCGCGUCAGUCCUGCUGCAGGGUUUUGCUGCAGGAACAUUUCUAUUUGUCACUUUCUUCGAAAUUCUGGUUAAUGAAUUUGAAGACAAGCAUGACCGCCUUCUGAAAGUCCUUUCACUGAUCAUGGGCUAUGGACUGCUGGCUGGGCUCGUCUUUCUAAAGUGGUGACUACUUGUCUCGGUUCCGUUGCGACGUCAUUAAGGCAUGCGCGCAGGUUAGACAAGAUGGUUAGUUGUAUCCUCAACUUGUGUGUUAUCUUUUGACCUAUUAUUCCAUCUAUGGUUAAUAUUAGAGUCACUGUUGCUGUUGUGAAUAUUUAAUUGGAUUGAUGUUUACCACAAGUAUACUGUGCAAGUUUGCCACUGGGCUCAGUGUAUUGAAUGCAGAUCACCAGAAAGCGUUUUAAAAGAAAUAUUUAAGCUAUUGCACUGUAAUAAUGUGUUGGUAUAUUUCCUGUGGUGUUCUUAAUUAAUACAAAAUUGCUUCCAUCUGUAGGUCAGCCUAACAUUAUAUAACUCAAGUAGUCCCUCUGGAAAAGUACAAUCACAGCUGGGAAUUUUCAAGUUCAGUCAGGGAUUUCACACACAUCAUCACAAUUUAGUGAAACCCUAAUGAUAGCCUGCUGAAUUCAUUGGUGCAUGUUUGCUGUAUGAGGUUUAACUUAUUUACAGGGUUUUUAAAGUCUUCACAUUGAAUUCCUUAAUGAACUUAAGUAGUGCUUCAGCACAAAAUCUAUUUAUAAACAUUUAACUGCUCCAGAAUGCUUUCCAACUAAAAUACAAUAGCCCAAUGAAUUUUUUCUAACACUACUGAACACUGUACACCAGUAUUGAAACCAAGAUACUCCACAGGAAUCAUUCAUUUUUCACCUUGUACUACCAAUCACACAGCAGGGGUUUCAUAUUCCUGACUCCAGCUGUGUUGACACACUCAGCUUGGUUGGGUCGAUAACAAUUACAUUUUUUCUUUCUGUCUUUGGAUGAGAGAGAGGAACAUCUGCCAAGGUUCUAACCACGGAUCCCUGUAGCUUGAUACAAAAUGGGAAACGACUAAUUUCCCAUCUCUUCCUUCCCAUUGUCUUUUAGCACUGAUUACCUCCAACAGCCAGUUAAAUGAACUACAAGUUGUUGCAAAAUGGUGGCAGGGCAUGAAGAAUGUGUAAAUCUGUAUGGAUUGAGAGUGGAAGGCUGUUAUUUUCAGCUUUAUGCUGGACACUUUGAAAUUUGUUAAUUAUUAAACAACCAGUUUCUCCUUGAUCUCACUAUGUGAGACUCUCAAGAAGGAGCACUAACCACCAGUGGUGUAGAAGAGUUGAACUACCUUGCACAGCUGAGGUCUGAGUACUUCUAUUAAUUCAGUUUACCCUUUGUGAUGUGAUUUUGAACCUUACCAAGCAUCAGUUUCAUUCCUACUUAUUAGUAUAAAGCUCUCCAAAUUUUGCUCUGCAUUCACUGUUUUCCCCACAGUGAGGGCCUCGUCAUUAAUUUCAUUCCCACAAAGUCACAGAUGGAGAAGCUUCAACAUAAAUUUCUGUUCAGUGACCCCUGUUGGAAACUGUACAUUUGCACAGCAGGUGAUAACAGAUUUGAGCACUCCUUUUGUAGUAUUAACAGCAUUUUCAAGAGAGAGUACAUCAUUAGCACUGUAUAGAUGCACAAAGUAUUGUUAUGUCAGGGGAGGGCAUCCUCAGUUGGUGAAAGCUCGCACUAAUGAUCGGUGCUUUAGAGAAAAAUAGUGCUGUUUGUAACUUAUUUUUAACCGAGGUUUCUUAUGGUCUUUGCUUUCUAAAAAGGAGCUAUCCAGGAAAUAAUUCCAGCAGAUGUGGCAGGAACUCCACACAAUGUUUGUAAAUUUACGGAAGGACAGUGUUUCCUGUGGAUGGGUUUGGCAGAAGCUCUGAGGAGUGUAAUUGCCCUCUUGGGCAAAAAGCUGUUGCCUGUGCAUUGCUUCACUGCGCCUCACAGAAGUAGCUUGUCACUAUAUGUAAAUUCCUGAGUAAUCUCAGUCAGUGAUUUAGGACCAAGUUGGUUUCCUCCAUUAAUGUGAGCAUGAAAAACCUUUGAUGUAUUUUAUUUCAAACACGAGGAUUUUAUUUCCUUGUAUUUUAUUUCCUCUGUUUUGUCCCUGAAGGCACAGACCCCUGAGAAGUGUAAAUUGUACUACUUUCAAGUAGGCCUAGGCUACAUCCAUACUAGACCGGAUAAUUUUGAAAACGCCGGUUUCGCGUAAAAACGAUAGGCGUCCACACUAUGCGUUUUUGAAAAUAUCUCUAUCCACACUGAAAUGGAGAUUUCGGCGAAUCUCCUCCUCCUGCGCAUGUGCAGGACACAUCUACCAAAAACAAGCGACAUGUUUGGUGUCAAAUCUCGCCAUAAAAGUGCGCGUUUGUGUAGUUACAGUCUAGAAAAACUUAAAACGACGGACAGCUGUUGGCUCUCAUGCAGGAGAACUUAAAACUAAAAAAACACAAAUACUGGAGCGUCCGACGGCAACCGACAGGGAGUUCACGGACAGAUUGACCCAGCUGACGACGAACAUUGAAAAACUGACUAACUCUGGUACAUUAAUAAAGCACUCUGUUAAAUGUAUAAAACAUGUCUGCAUCAGUAUUAUCUUGUAUUUCCAUACAAUGUUACAUUUGGCUGUUACACAUCUAUUGUCAGAGAAGUACUUGCAUAAAUAGGUAAACCACCUUCAUAUAAGCAAGGACAGAAAACAGGGCAAAGUGAGUACAGUAUACUUAUUUGUUCAGUAAGUUAUGGGUCGAAGUAUUUGGUGAGUAAAUUUCUAACUCUUCUGGCUUCAGUCUCUUUACCAUCUGUUCUGAAAUUGUUAGGUUGCGUUCAAGAAAACAAUGAAAUAGCGCGCUGCCGUCUGAUAGCGUUUUCAAAAGUCUCCAGUUACCCCGUCCACACUGAUCUGCCCGAGCAGCAUUUUCAAAAAUACCCACCCUGGAAAGCGUUUCUGAAAAGCUCUGAUUUCGGGGAUGAAAACGCCAUUUUAUUGCGGAUGGAGGGUAAAAACGAAGAGAAAAGGCUUCGGUUACUGAUUUAUCCGGCGUAGUGUGGAUGUAGCCCUAGUCUGUGGCUUGAGGGUUUAGACAUUGUGUCAGUAGUUUGUUUAACAAGGGAAGAAUUGAAUGCUUUUGUCCACUUAAAGGUAACUGAAUGUCAAGUAUGUAAAUAAAAGCUCUUUACUGUAAAAGCUCUUCAAUGUUAAUAGCAGAGAAGUGGUCCACAUAGCUUGAUAGUCUUUUUGUAUUUUGUACAAAAAACUUAAACAGAUUAUGGAAUCUGUCUGUUUAAAUACCAUGGGUGACUGAAUUUAUAUUGGGAGGCAGUGUGGAGCACCAUUUAACUGUGCUUUGAGAGAAACUGAUAUGUUUUUUAUAUAAGUGCUGCAGGCAUUGAUUUAUUCUACCAACAUUACAGUAUAUUUGCAAGACAGUGAUGUAGUUCUAAGAAAUGUCUUUGUGAAUGACAUUUGAAAGACAUAAUGAAGUGUGAAUCAAUGCAGGGUUUUCAUGUGCUCUCAUUGAGGAGCAAUUGAUUUUGAUAGAUUUGCCUUUUAGUGGAGGGUUGGCAGUAUCUUCAUACCCAAUGAAAAACUGAUAUUCUGUUAUGUAUUUGUUAUGCUCUGUUCUAUAGUGGUGCCAAUGGAACUUGUGUUUAUUCAAUGGUAUAUAAUGCUGUUCUUGAGCUUAUGUUCUUUAGGCUGUAGUGUAUUGUUUCCUGAUGGAGCCCUGUAAUAGAGGAGAGCUGUGGAGUGUGACAUAAUUAGUAUGCUUUCUCAUAAUUUAAAGGAUUAAAAAGUAGAUCAAUAUAGAUUAGGAUGUUUCUGGAUUUCGUUAUAUAUGUGUGUGUGUAUAUAUAUAUAUACACAGUAUAUGUAUAUUUGGUCAAUGGAACUGACAACUGUUAUUCUUUUGCACACAAAAAAAGGUAAGUGAUUUCUCCCUGAGCAAAGUAGAAAAAAAUCAAAUGUUUCCAUCUGCUGGUCCAGUGAUCCUUGCUGUUGACUGAUUACUUAUGAACCAAUAAUUGUGGAUGGCCAUGGCACUCACUAAUGCAAGGCCCUGCUGGUUGGAGGCAUACAUUAAUAGCCCUUUUGGUAAUAUACUACACAACAGCUGACAUUUGUGGAGCUAAAGACCAGUAUGAAUCAAUACCUUCGGAGGAGGAUU